AUGAUCAUGGUAUCACUAUUUCUUCUACUAUUCCUGAUUAGCUCUGAGAUCCAAAGUCAAAAACUUACAACGGAGGAGAAUGAGUUCAAUAACAAAAACUGCGGCGUUCAUUUUCUAGGACAGCCACUUCAGAAAAAUCGUGUGGUCAAAAAGUCUUACGGAGGCCGAGAAUUUGAAGAAAAUGAGUAUCCUUGGACUGUGGUUUUGGGAGAUGUUUCGGAACAGACGACGUGCAGUGGUGUUCAAAUAUCUCAACGACAUAUUUUAACAGCUGCUCACUGUGUUUUGCGCUUCGACGUUGAAAAGAGCCAAGAGUUGUGUGCCAUUAACCAAUCACAGAGCAUUGUUUCUGUACUAGCCAAUCCAGAAGAGAUGUCUAUCUUCAUAGGCGGAGGGAAAAUGCGUUGCUACACUAUUCCUUGCCAAACCACUAAAACUCCAUAUAGAGCGAAAAAGAUCGUAGCAAAGGAAUUGAACAUGUGUGAGAAAAAUGAUGAUUUGGCAUUACUUGAACUCAGCCGAGAUAUCUCGGAAAGCGAUUCGACACCCAUUUGCAUGCCCGAAGAUGACUUGCAACUGAAUCCUGUUCUAUUUGCAGGAGGCUUCGGAUUCGAUCCUUCGAGCCCCAUCACUUUUGAUAAUCCGGGAGGCGAUCAAGCACAUGGACAGCAAGUAGUAGCACUUCGCUAUCACGCAGUCGACCAAUUACUGCACCAAAUUGAGACAGGAAAUAGUGGAGGUCCACUGUUUCAAAUAGACGAAGUGGGACGCCACAUUCUUGUGGGAAUCGCUAGCUACAUCCGUAGAAGCUGCACUCACCACAACGAAAACAUGAUAAAUGUUUUUACUGACGUUCGUGCGCAUUUGGAUUGGAUCUGCAAAUAUUCGGGUGUGUGCCCAGUAGAAGAAGAAUCCCAAUGGACUGAAGGUGCAACACUACCGUAUGCUAGUCUACAGCAUAUUUGA
Molecule: messenger RNA, 966 nt
Organism: Cylicocyclus nassatus
Lineage: Eukaryota; Metazoa; Nematoda; Chromadorea; Rhabditida; Strongylidae
Source: the annotation of a GenBank genome assembly